Messenger RNA from Juglans regia (Persian walnut), 645 nucleotides. RefSeq names its product protein FAR1-RELATED SEQUENCE 8-like. The record is from RefSeq and is a predicted model, not a curated record. The coding region runs from base 1 to 645 and encodes 214 amino acids. The transcript has a single exon. Lineage: Eukaryota; Viridiplantae; Streptophyta; Magnoliopsida; Fagales; Juglandaceae.
AUGCAAUCUUCCUUGUCAGAAACUUCGUCCGACAUAAAUAUAGAGCCAGAUGCAGAGGGGAUGAAUGAAGUAUCAGAUGAUGAUAACAGAGUCGAGCCUCCAAAAUUUGGUAUGCAAAUUUCUAGUGAUAAGGAGGUUUUAGACUAUUACAAACGAUACGCCAAACAAGAGGGUUUUGGUGUUAUCAUAAAAAGGACGAAGAGAGAUCUGGAUGGGGAUUCGAAGUAUGUGACCAUUGGUUGUGCACGUGGCGGCAGGUACUAUCCUAGUCACAGUAAUUUAUCAAAGCCACGACCAACGACAAAAACUGAUUGUAAGGCAAAGAUAAAUGCCCGCUUUGUGAAUGGGGUAUGGGUGUUGACCAGUGUUGAUCUUGUUCAUAAUCACAAUACAGUUAGCCCACAGAAAUCUAGAUUUUUUAGAUCUCACAAAUGUUUGGAUGAAUAUAGUCAGAGAAUGCUUGAUUUGAAUGAUAGAGCGGGUAUUCGGAUGAAUAAAAAUUUUCAAGCACUUGUGACUGAUGCGGGGGGCUUUGAGAAUUUAGCUUUCCAAGAAAAAGAUUGCAGAAAUUUUAUUGACAAAGCUAGAUAUUUAAGAAUGGGUAAAGGAGGCGGUGAAGCACUAAACGACUACUCAAGAGAAUGA